CCAGAUAUUAAUUCAUCUUCCAAGAGUUUUUUUAUUAUAAAUAUAUAGAUACAUAUAUAAUAGCAGCAAUAAUGCACCUUUACUUAAGCAAUGUGCUUUCUCAAGGCAAAGUCUCUAGGAGGUUGCGGUGUCUAAGAGCUGGAGCAUUCCUCCUCUGUGUUGUCUUAUGCUGGUGUUUUUUAUGAUGGGAUUCAGCACUGGGUUUGAUUCUGACCAGGGUUACCUUGACCAGGACAGAGAAGAGGAGAGUCAGAGUCAGGUGAGUGCCGAAUUGGAGAGGCAGCUCCGAUCUGCUUCGAGCGUGACCGAGUUAGUGGAUAUAUUUUACCCGGAGUACAGGAGGAUUCACGCCUGUCUGGAGAGGAAGAGCUGGGCAGCUCAGUACAAAACGAGCCAAGGCAGUGGCGCGGAGGCUGCCGUCUUCAUGAUGUGGAACAAGGAAGAUUUAAAAAAUAUUGAACUUGAAUGGGAAAAGACUCAGUGUAAGCCUAGAGAAGUGUGCUUGGAUGUGGGGAAAGAGCUUGGGCCUACAACAAACACGUUCUACAAACCUCCCUGUGUGUCUGUCCACAGAUGUGGAGGCUGUUGCAACAACGAGGGACUCCAGUGUGUCAAUGUCAGCAUUGCAUUUGUCAGUAAGACGCUGAUGGAGAUCAAGCUGCCGAAAGCCCAGAUACCCCGGCCCGUAACUGUCAGCUUCCUCAACCACACGGCCUGUCGCUGUCAGCCCAAACCAGACUCACCAUUGCACUCCAUCAUUAGACGUUCCUUGAGGGCACCACAGUGCGUUCUGGCAAACAAAACAUGUUCUCACGGCCUGACCUGGGACUCCAGUUACUGUGACUGUCUCACUGACUCGGAGAUCUUCAGCUCAGCCCCCAGCGGUCAAGGAGACACAGAGGACGACAUCUGUGGCCCUCGCAUGCAGUUCAACGAAGACACGUGCGACUGUGUCUGCGCGAAUGGGCUCUCGACGUCCAGCUGUGGCCCCAACCAGAAGCUGGACGAGAGCACCUGUCGGUGCGUGUGUGACCACAAGCCGCCCAGGGGAACGUGCGGGGAGCACGAGGAGUGGGACCAGACCACCUGCCAAUGUGUCUGCACCAGGAUCUGCCCCAAGUCACAGCCACUCGACCCGCACAAGUGCACCUGUCAAUGCACCGAGUCCUUAUCCUCCUGUUUCCUCAAAGGCAAGAGGUUCGAUCCACAGACGUGCAGAUGCUACAGAUUGCCUUGCAGGACCCAAAGCAAACACUGCCAAGUGGGUCUCUACUUCAGCCAUUAUGUCUGCAGCUGUCUUCCAUUAUACAUGAAACAAUAUCAAAUUGAAGACUGACACACAAACCUCUUUCCUGCAUCUCCGUCAGUCACGUGGAAGGAAAGGAACGAACGUUUCGGUCGGCAGCCCUCGAGUAUUUUUUUUGUCGCUCUCAGUCAAGAGUUUUAUCCGAUUUAGUAGCUACUUCGGCCGCGGAAAACACGCGUGGAAAAAAGAGGGUUCGUCCCUCAGAAGGUGGACUGUGACUUGUUCGCCUCUCGCAAGUUAACCCCCCCCACCCCC
Molecule: messenger RNA, 1561 nt
Organism: Callorhinchus milii (elephant shark)
Lineage: Eukaryota; Metazoa; Chordata; Chondrichthyes; Chimaeriformes; Callorhinchidae
Product: vascular endothelial growth factor C-like
Exons: 7
Coding region: 167-1336 (389 amino acids)
Biological process (GO): vascular endothelial growth factor signaling pathway; positive regulation of mast cell chemotaxis; induction of positive chemotaxis
Cellular component (GO): membrane
Molecular function (GO): growth factor activity; vascular endothelial growth factor receptor 3 binding; chemoattractant activity
Source: RefSeq, a predicted model, not a curated record